Capronia epimyces CBS 606.96 is the source of this 885-nucleotide messenger RNA. RefSeq lists its product as uncharacterized. Lineage: Eukaryota; Fungi; Ascomycota; Eurotiomycetes; Chaetothyriales; Herpotrichiellaceae. The coding region runs from base 1 to 885 and encodes 294 amino acids. The record is from RefSeq and is a predicted model, not a curated record. Gene Ontology annotation, molecular function: FMN binding. The transcript is spliced from 2 exons.
AUGUUUUAUGAGCCUGGUCGCACAGAGCACAAUCUUCCACACGAUCCAUUCAAGGCCUGCGUCGUGCCCCGGCCCAUCGGCUGGAUCAGCACGGUCUCACCUCCGCAGUCCACGUCCACGUCCACGUCCACGUCCACAUCCAAGUCCACGUCCACUUCCACCGGGACUGCAGCCAGUGGUGAUGACCAUGUCCAACGCACCAACACACCAACACCAACACCAACAGACAACACCGACAAUACCGUCAUCGACGACGACAAGCAAACCCAAAGCCAAACUCGAGCCAAUCUCGCCCCCUACUCGCAAUUCAACAACCUCACCUUCGACCCUCCCUACGUCAUGUUCAGCGCCAACCAGACCGCCCAAGGCACGCGCAAGGACACGGUGCGCAACGCCGAGGCCACGGGCGUCUUCUGCUGGCAGCUGGCCACGUGGCCGUUGCGCGAGGCCGUCAACACGACCGCCGAGCAGCUGCCCUACGGCGUCGACGAGUUCGAGCACGCCGGCCUGACGAAAGUCUACUCGCGCGUCCUGAGGCCGGCCGUGCCCAUGGUCGCCGAGAGUCCCGUCCGCUUCGAGUGCGAGUACCACUCGACGCUGCGCCUGCCCGCCAAUCCCCCCAUGGGCACCGUCGACGUCGUCAUCGGCAAGGUCGUCGGCGUCCAUGUCGACGAGAGUGUCUUGACCGACGGCAAGAUCGAUGUCGGAAAGACUCAGCCCAUCGCCAGAUGUGGCUAUUACCAAUAUGCCGUGGUUCGAGAUACUUUUGACAUGAUCAUUCCGGGUGAUCCCGCCUCGCUCUUGGGAUUGGAAGGAAGCGUCAAAAAACACAGAGAACACAGAGAAGCCGCUCAAGGGAUGGGCGGGAGCGAACCCAAGCCUUAG